Molecule: messenger RNA, 5285 nt
Organism: Heteronotia binoei (common prickly gecko)
Lineage: Eukaryota; Metazoa; Chordata; Lepidosauria; Squamata; Gekkonidae
Gene: CDAN1
Product: codanin 1
Exons: 28
Coding region: 394-4362 (1322 amino acids)
Biological process (GO): chromatin organization
Cellular component (GO): nucleus
Source: RefSeq, a predicted model, not a curated record
UCAGGGAGGAAUCCCCGCAGCCUGACCCCGCCCCCUGAGCCUGGGAAAGAGCGGCCACGCCCCCUCCUUCGCGAACGGGCGUUCUAAUUCUUGUCCCAGGAACGCCCAUUCAGGGUCGUUGCCAAAAGUUGCGUCUGCGCGAGCGCGCCACUUCAGCUUCCAAUCCCGCCUUCGAAGGGGAGGUGCGCUUUUCCUCCUUCCCCUUCCCCUCCUGGCUCAAUGCCUGGUCGCUAUUGCUGCCUCCUCCGGCGUGCUGCGCUCUAACCCGGAGUCAGAAAAACAUUAGAACCCGCCUCCCUCGCUUCCUUUCGGGGUUGUCCUGCUGCUUUGGGCGGCAUGUUUCGUGCGCCUGCUCAGAGGCUGUGAUUAGAAGGGCCGUUCAAGGAGUUGGGGAUGGAGGCUGUUUUGGAGCUGGUGCUGCGGGAAGAGGUGGCAGCCAGCGCGGUGGUGAGGUGGCUCAAGGCGAGCCAGAGCUCCUGCCCUGUGGAGGAAAGCCAAGUCCACCCCAAGCUAGCUGUGCUCUGUUUACUUCAGAAGGACUUUGUGCCUUUUUUGCUGAAUUACUUAAGAGAACAGACCAGUCAGAUAUUGACCAAUGGCCCUUCUACUCCUGCUAAAACUCCGAAGUCCAAGGUCCUUGGGAAUUCUUCUGGUUAUAGGAACCAGAGGACAGGAUCUGAAAGGAGAACUCAUAGCACAGCUGGUUCUAGUAGCAGCCGAGUGAAGCUCUUUUGUGAAGCAUCUCGUGGCAGUUUGUCCCCUCUCAAUACCACUGUUUCUGCUUCAGAGUCUCAUGGGUCUGUUUAUACUGGAUCAAGUUUAUUGGGUUUCUGCAAUGAUUUCCCAAGUUUGGAUACCAGCAGCCCAAGCUUUGGUUCAGGUUCUGUAUUUCAUCGCAGUGAAAGACGCUCAGGUCAAAAAGCAAGUUUGGGGAACUUCCUUGUUGCUGGUCCUCCAAGGCGAAGCAGAAGAAAAGGCAACAAUUCUUUAAGUUCUUCUGGUCAGUCAGUGGUACAAGAGCUGGGGCUGACUUCGAAUGAUGAAGGGAAGAAUGACAGCUCACCUUUGGGCUUAUCAGGGCAGAGGAAACAGAGUGAAGAGAGUCCUGUCGCUACCAGUUCCCCUCUUGAUCAACUGAACUUAAAUGACCUGGAACAGUUUCCACCCAUGAAUGCAGCUCGGACAACAAAGAAAACAAAACCAUUGAGAAGAAUCAACCCUACCCCGGUGAGCAAUGAGCGACCACUCUCCAAGCCUAAAAUGUGUUUCACAUCCACCCCUGUUGGACAGUCUCAGAUUUCUCUGUUUCAAUCUGAAGCAAGUCCUGAGGCCUUUCCUAUCCCCCAGGAAUCAAGCGUUACCUCCAUUCUAGUCAGCCUUCAGGAAGAGAGAGAGAUGUUGAAGAAGGAACGGUCCAAGUUGUUGCAUCACACUUCUUCCUCAUCAGGCUUAUCUCUGGAUUUUGGUACAUCCAACAAACCUAGCUGUGGCUGGAAUGUAGGUCUCCUAGUUGAAAACCAAUUGGUAACUUCUGCAAAUGUCAAAAAGGUCACCUGCAGAAAACAGCUGGAGCUACUGGCCCAAUUGUAUUCAUCUUGCAUAACAGAAAACCUUGUGCCAAAUAUUUUCCUGGAGCUUUUCUUUGUGUUGCAGCUGCUAACAUGCAGGAGAACAUUUUCUUCAGAUGAUCAAGAGAAAGACUCAGAUUUUGAUGAAGAAUAUAGAGAUGCAGUAGAGGGGCAACACUUUCGCAGUGUGCACAACUGUGUCUAUUUUGCUGUGCAGGUCCUGGAUUAUCAGUUUGAAGUUGUAUCUCAUUUAGAGAAAGGUACAUUGAAGUUCUUGGCGGAGAAUGAAAGGAUCGCAUCCUUUUCCCCUGACUUGCAUAAAAGGCUUAUGGCAGCUUAUGAAAACAGCACAGCAAAGGUGUCCCUUUUACUGCCCUCAUCUGUGCAGUCUGUUUCCUUCCAACCAGAAACUGAUGAUCGGUCUAACUUUUCCAGUGAUAAGGCAUUUCACAUAUUUAAGAAGCAAAGGGAUAUUUUCUACGAGUUACUGCGUGAAUGGGAAGAUAAUAGUGAAAAAUCAGGUUGGGAUUUUGAGAGGUGCCUGGGCAACAGGAUCAGAAAUAUGAUGGCUCACCUUUCAGCAGCCUGUAACUACAGCCACUUUGCCAGGCUCUUUCAGAAACAGCUUCUUCAGAUGUGUAAAGUUUCCACUGGAGGUGCCACAAGUUGGGGAGACCCCCCAGACCAGGAUGUGCUUAAUAUGCUGGGGUCAGACAAUCUGAGUCGAUUGAAGAGGCUGCAAGAGAGAUUUAUCGUCCCUCAGAGCAUCAGAGGACCAUGCCCACCUCCUUCCUUCCCUGGAUGCCAGGAGUUCUUCAGGGACUUCAUCUUGAGUGCUGGAAGCUAUCAAUUUAAUCAGCACCUGAUGGAUAGUCUGUGCCUGCAGAUACUGGAACUGGAUGCUGUUGCCUUGGUGGAGCAUGAGCGCAGUGAUGGGGAAGCAGUGGAUGAACAGGAUGAAAAGAAGCGUUUUGCUGCAGUCCUUAUAAACCUUCGACUCAUGGCGAAAUUUUUUGGAUUCCUUGUCUUCCUGCCUUAUCACACAGUGGAGCCCCUGACAGGAGACCUGCAAGCAUCUGCGGUGACCUUAAGGAACCACACACUUCCUGUGCUGGAUAUUUUGAAACUGCUAAGGCAGUCAGUUCAGAAACGGCGCACAGUCCUCACUGUGCCUUGGGUUGUAGAAUUCCUUUCCCUUAUGGAUCAUAUUGCUCCGUUUCUUGAUUACUAUGGGAAGAUAUUUACUCUCCUCCUACAGCUGUACAGAUGUCUGCUGCUUUCUGAAAAUAAAAAGAUGUGUUUUCUGAACAAGAUACUGAUCCUUGCUGUUUUGGGAUGGCUUUUUCAAGUCCCAACUGUCCCAGAGAACCUUUUCUUUGCGGGUGAAGCAAGACUGGAAGUAUUAACAACAGACUUAGAAAUAACAGCUCAAGCUCUGGAUUCUGUUCCUUUGGUGGAUCAGCAGUUGCUGUAUUCUUGUUGUCCGUAUCUUGGUGAGUUGAAGAAACUGCUGUCAUCUUUCGUGUCUGGUAGUGGAGGAAAGAAUAGUGGCUACAUAAGAAAAAUAACCCCAACUGCUGCAGAGUCUCUGGCCCCAAAGCUUUCCCUCACUCAGCAGAAACUUCAGGCAGAGCUGGAGCAAGCCUUCUUCCACAAUCAUCCCCCAUCACUGCGGAGAACAGUAGAAUUUGUGGCAGAAAGGAUUGGAUCGAACUGUGUCAAAAACAUCAAGGCAACUUUGGUAGCAGAGCUGGUGAAAAGAGCCGGGGUCAUACUGCAAGGCAGAUUGAAGGAGGAAGAUGCCAAUUAUGACAAGUUGCUUGAUGGGGUCUGCUCUGAGCUGUAUGAAGAAGGAGCACAGGCUCUUACCCAAGCUAAAGAAUUCUGCAAGAAGAAGGGGCCCGAGGCUAUGAAAAUCCUUCUGCCAGAAGAAAUAUCUGCAGCAGUUUUGAACUGUGCAGCAAAUAUAGCAGUGGGGUUAGCUACUGAGAAGGCCUGCACGUGGCUCUCCACCAACAUCACAGCUUUGAUUAAGAGAGAAGUAAAAGCCAUCUUCAGUCGCAUGCUGAAAGUUCAGGAGCCUUCCCUGCCUGAUGCCAGUGAAGGUGUUCAGAGGAAGAAAAGCUGCCCCCCAGACUGCCAGCACCAGAUAAUGUUCCCUUCCCAGAUAAUCAAUGAAAUCAAGGAUGUCCUUUGUAUUACUGUGGGCCCUCGGGAUGAAGAUGAAGAAAUUCAGUUUCUCUAUCUGGAAGGUUUAUUGGGAAGACUGAGACAGACUCUUCAGUGCAGAAAGUUCAUAUGCCCAGCAUCAGAACAACAGCUAGCUAAAUGCACCGUAGAGCUGGCUUCCCUCCUAGUUUCAGAUCGUGUACCUAUCCAGUGGCCAAACUUUCAUGUACCAAAGAAACAGGAGCAGCAGCAAGCUAAGAACAACCUUAUCUGUAGCCUACUAAAAUCCUUGCUUUCCAUAUGGAAAGAAGAUUUUGAAGCACCUGUUCCAUUACAGCUCCUCUUCAGUAGAAGAAACACUGCAUACCUUGCAGACAACAAACAGCGUGAGUGGGACUUGUUCCUGUUCAUGCUUCACAGCAUUGUUGACUACAGUUUAAUGUCAGAUGCAGAGAUAAAACAGUGUUUGAAUGGCCUCCAAAAAUUCCCAUGGCCUGCAGACUUUUCCAAGGAACUAGAAGCUCUGUUAAGAAUAUUCAUUUCUGAGAACUACAUUGAAGAACCAAAGGGUAUCUCUUGUGAAUUGCUGGGACAGUCUAGAGGAACAGUGGCAGCACAAAGCUAGCAUGGGCAUAGAGUGUCAGAGCUGCUAGCAUUGUUCAUUAAUGCCUUGACGUGGUUGCAGACGGACAUUAAUCUGGAUCCUCCAUUUGGUUCAUUGCAAAAUGAUAUCAGGUGUUAAAAUGUACGAAGUAUCAAGAAGACACCUUCUAAGCACCUUAAUAGGAACUGCAGAAUCAGAUUUGUUUCUUUGUGAAAGCAAAAUAAUUUAGUACCCACAAGUUGGGAAUAGAACUUGUAUAGUUCUGCAAACACAGCUGGAAAGGUUGGUUCCUGAAAUGUGUGAGAUUCUCACUUGGAAAAUUCUCUUGUUUUAGUAAAGUUCAUGUGCUGCCUUGAAAGGAGAACUUUGACAUGAGACUACUAUUUUAAUUAUCAAGCAUGCACAGUUGAAAAGUUUUAAAUUAUAUCAUUUCAAAAGUUCAAAUCAUGUUUUUAAACUACUGCUGUUGUGUCAGAAAUCAAAUUACAUCUUGUCUGUGAGUUUUAAAAAGGAGGGGGUGCUUCCAUGCCUUCUGUUAAAAAUACUUUUUGUAUUUGCCAUUUUCUAAUAAUGAGGGAAGUUUUACUUUGUAGUGUGAAGGUAUAUUAAGCAGAAGCAUUUAGUUAAAUAUAAUUAUGAACUGUGAAUUAUUUACCAAUUUAAAGCUAUACUUUAAAAAAAGAGAAUGUUCUAAAGAUGGCAACUUCAGAGCUUGAAAUUAAUAAUUUUUCUGGGAUGGCAUCUUCAGUGUGCUUUCCUAGGAUGCUCCUUGCCCAGGUGUGCUCUAGAAUUUUGUGUGUGCUAACCAGAUCCUUUAAAAGCAAGUCUACAGACUCCCAAAAUAUUCUUCAAUGCUUGGCACUGAGUUUCUUAUGGGCUGUGUGUCACUUUGUCUCUUCCCUCCUCCUGUUUCCUUCAACAUAUUAAAAUAUUUUCCUUGGGAA